AUGUAUGGUUUAUUAUUUGAAAUUCUACGGAAUUAUGUUGAUAUGACAUUCGGUCCAUCAACAUGGGAGGCUGCUGUACAAAUAGUCAACGGACAACAACUUGAAAUACAAACUAAUAAGAACUAUUCUACACGAUUACUUACACGAAUAAUUAGUACAUUAUGUCAGUUUAUUGGUCUACCUGAAGAAGAUAUUUAUUAUGAAUUCGGUAUCAAAUCUGUCGAUUAUCUUAGUGAUAACGGUUUCCAGAGUUCAUUACAAGUAUUAGGUAAAAAUUACAUCGAUUUCUUACAUAAUAUUAAUGAACUGCACGAGUAUUUACAUUAUUCUUAUCCAAAAAUUAAGGCACCUAAUAUACAAGUCACUUCAAUCAAUCACAAUGUCAUCACUUUGAUCUAUUCUUCCAUACGUGAAGAAUUUGCACAUUAUUUGAGAAGUCAACUAAUAUAUAUUGCCAAAUUAUAUUUUCAAUUGGAUGUUAGUGCAAAGUUAGUUGAUAAAAAGAAGCAAGCAGCUACAUACAUAUACACAUUUAAGUUAUACAAUAAAGGUUUAUCAUGGAUUGAAUUAUUAGACAAAGAUAAUCAACUCAAUAAGAAUAUAUCUCUAUUGGAUUUAACGAUCACUUUACCAGAGAAGGAAUUUUUAGGCAUGCUACCUUUUCAUUUGUUACUAACCAAGGAUAUGAUACUCAAACGUGUAGGUACGGGAUUUUUAUGUUUAAGAAACGAUAUAUUGGGAAAGGAAUUUGAGACAUGUUUUUUAAUUUCAAAGCCGAAAACAAACCCAACUUUCGAUGAGAUACAUUUAAACAGGUUCACCACUUUUGAAAUUAUCCUCUUAAACAAGGUUUCGUCAAAAAGUGUAAUAAACAACUACCUAAUAUGGAACUUCACCAAUACAACAAAAAUUAAUUCAUUAGAAUUCUCAUUAAUUCAAAAAGUGAAGCGUGUUACCCAUAGACGAAUUGUUCGAAUCUGGGUUAAUAAUAACACACUCUAUAUCACUGAAUUCAAUCAUCCAUUGCCAUUUGGGGAACCACAAAUAUUAAUGGUUUUAAAGACUAUUCAACCAGAAAUAUUUCAUCGAUUAUUCACACUUGCUCUCAACAUUAGAGUCGACUUCAAAGAUACUAUUAAAUGGCUCCUCAAUACGCUUAAUUCUAUUUCCACAUUAUUUAUUUCUGACUCCAGAAUUAGAGACACGAAACAAUUAUACGAGAAGAAACUACGGAUUUCUGAUUUGAAUACGUUCGACGGUAGUCGUGAUGUAAUAAUUCAAGGAAAUCAACAGUCUGACGAAGUUAUGAAACUUUACGAAAAACAACGUCAAAAAGCUAAACAGAUGGAGAAGAGUAUGUUGCAAUUGGAAAAGAUUAGGAAAGUUACUGACGAUCUGUUGUAUCAGUGUAUUCCUAGUACAGUGGCCAGAAAAAUCCGAAACGGCACCCCAGCGAUUGAUACCAUUCAGACAUUUGAUGAAGUGACAAUAUGUUUUACAAAAGUGGUGAACUUCGCUGCAAAAUGUAUGCACAUAAGUGUUGAGCAAGUGAUUGAGUUAUUGAAUAGAAUGUAUUCUCUCUACGAUGCUUUGACUGAAAAUCAUAAAGUUUAUAAGGUUGAAACAGUCAAUGACAGUUAUAUGUUAGUUUCUGGAGCACCACACAAGACCCCAUUACAUGCUGCACACAUAAUCGACACAGCAUUAGAAAUCAUAGAAGUAACUCUACUCAGUCUCUACUGGCCGGAGUCAAGUGAAAAUAUUCCAGCUAAUAAUAAAAAUAAAACGGUUUAUACAAAUGAAAACUUACAUCUUUACAUUGGAUGUCAUACUGGUCCAAUUGUUGCUGGUGUAGUCGGUUAUAAAACACCACGGUAUUGUUUAUUUGGUGAUACAGUGAAUACUUCAAGUAGAAUGAUGAGUCAUGGUGUACCAGACAAAGUGCAUAUUAGCGAAUCUUGUGCUCAGUCUUUAUCACCUUAUCCAUAUGAAGUGGAAUGUCGAGGAGAAAUUUCAAUAAAGGGUAAAGGAAACAUGAAGACAUAUCUCGUCACAGGUCGCAAACCAGAAUUCGUCUUACAAGAUACGACUGAUGGAGGAAGUCGCAAUUUCGCUGACGUUCUCAAGGAAGACUUACUCAAAGACGAUGAUAUACCAUCGGAAAACUCGGAUGACUCUGCGAAAUUCUCCAUCAAUUUGUCCGACGCAAGUGGGACUACCGAGGAGGAGUCUCCUCCUGCAUCUCCGAAAGAUGAUGGAGAAGAACUAGAAAUGAAUACGAAGAAAUCUGAGAAACAAGACAGAAAAUCCAGUCGAAGUGGGAGUAGACGCUCAAGUAAAAGCGGCCAAAAACGCCGUCAAUCUCAGCCACUCUCCAAUAAAACUUCACCAACGAACGAGAAUCCUAAUGUCGAAAACCAACAGAACAACUCAAGUUUUGUGAACAAUCAAAACACAACUGAGGUCCUAAAUGAAGCUGCACGGCGUUUAGUCGAAACGAAAAUAAAAGAUGUAAAGAAUGAACAGAAGAAGAAACAAGAUAUUACAUUCAAUCUUGAGAAUCCCAAGGAAAUCUUGAAAGAGGCUCCCAGCGAACCGGAUUCACAAGCAGUAGACAACAAGGUUGACGAAGCGACCCUGUUCAAGUCGAAACCCAAAGCACCUGAACGUUCCAGAUUGAUCAAACUCAAUCCAGCAAACAAAGUCUCUACUGUUUCUGUCUCCAACAAACCCAUCCAAGUUAUUCCUGAUAAAGCUGAUGUGAACAAUGUGAGUUUGGAUGUUACUGAGAGUGUACCAAAUGAUGAUAACGAUAACGUUACUCAAGAGAUUGAGAAUCAGGAAGACACCGUCGAACAAUACCGUGAAAUGGUGAAACAGGGCCGUUUUGAUCCAGUACCAGAUUUACCAUUCUGUUCACCCCAGGCAGCUAUAUUCAAAGAUUUAGCUCAACCAUUGUGUUUAGCAUUAACCGAAUUACUUAUCAUUAGACCAAAGAAUCCUAUUGUAUAUCUGGCUAUUUGGUUAAGAAACUAUUCAAUGGAUAGUUCAAAAUUUGACUGGGUUAUACAUUCCGGAUGA
This is a messenger RNA of Schistosoma rodhaini, 3081 nucleotides long. The record is from the annotation of a GenBank genome assembly. NCBI's taxonomy places the organism in Eukaryota, Metazoa, Platyhelminthes, Trematoda, Strigeidida, Schistosomatidae.